AUGGCUCCCUCUCUUCCCCCGCGCCAGCUCUUCUACGAUGGCAAACCCCAGCCUGCCUCGUCCGGCCGAACAUUUUCCGCCAUCAACCCUGCCGACGCCACUUCGCUGGCCGAACUCCCCAUUGCUUCAGAGUCCGAUAUAGAUGCCGCCAUCGCUGCGGCCGAUCGUGCAUUUCCAUCGUGGUCGCAAACCUCGCCAAUCGCUCGAGCUCGUAUUCUCCAAAAAGCCGCGGCCUUACUCCGCGAGCGCAACGAUGAAAUCGCCCGCGUCGAGACUCUGGAUUCCGGAAAGGCCUUUUCAGAGACGAGCACUGUCGACGUUGUCACAGGAGCAGACGUACUGGAAUAUUAUGCGAAUCUUGUAGGCGGCGGCGGUCUGAAUGGUGAGACUGCUCAGCUUAGGGAAGAUGCUUGGGUGUACUCGAAAAAGGCCCCGCUGGGAGUCUGUGUUGGAAUCGGCGCAUGGAACUAUCCUAUUCAGAUUGCGCUAUGGAAGUCUGCCCCCUGCCUCGCCGCCGGAAAUACUAUGAUUUACAAACCCAGCGAAUUCACUUCUCUCCACGCUCAAACGCUCGCCGAAAUUUACAAGGAAGCUGGACUUCCAGAUGGGGUCUUUAACGUUGUCUACGGCGCAGGCGAUGUCGGCAGCUACCUCACCUCUCACCCUACCAUCGCCAAAGUCUCGUUCACCGGCCAAGUUUCAACAGGACUCAAGGUCGCCGGGUCCGCAGCUGGCAACAUGAAAUACGUAACCAUGGAGCUAGGAGGAAAGUCGCCGCUGCUCGUUCUCCCAGACGCGGAUGUCAGUAACGCCGUCGACGGCGCCAUGAUGGCCAAUUUUUACAGCACGGGCCAAGUUUGCACAAACGGCACCCGAGUCUUCAUCCACAAGUCUAUGAAGAAGGAAUUCGAGUCCCAACUCCUCGAAAAGAUGCAAUUCAUCCGCCCCGGCCCACUCUUCGACCCCAACACCAACUUUGGCCCGCUCAGCUCCGCCGUCCACGCUGAAAAGGUCACCUCGUAUAUUCGUCACGGUAUCGAAACGGACAAGGCUACCCUUCUCUAUGGCGGCCUGGGCAAGCCUUCCCUCCCCAAGGACCUAGAAGCGGGCUUCUGGGUCCGCCCCACAAUUUUCACAGACUGCAGGGAUGAUAUGCGCAUCGUCAAAGAGGAGAUUUUUGGCCCCGUCAUGUCCAUUCUCACCUACGACACUGUCGAAGAGGCGGUGAAGCGCGCGAAUACAACAGAACUCGGCCUCGCUGCGGGCGUCUUUACCAAAGACCUCAACCUCGCACACCGCAUCAUCGACCAGCUCGAGGCUGGUAUCACGUGGGUGAACAGCUGGGGCGAGAGUCCGGCUGAGAUGGCUGUUGGUGGGUGGAAGAAGAGCGGUCUUGGUGUGGAGAAUGGACGUAGGGGUAUUGAGGCCUGGGUGCGGAAUAAGAGUACCCUUGUUGACAUGGGGAAUGCAGUUGCGACGGUUUUCGCGAAGCUGUAG
Molecule: messenger RNA, 1497 nt
Organism: Aspergillus calidoustus
Lineage: Eukaryota; Fungi; Ascomycota; Eurotiomycetes; Eurotiales; Aspergillaceae
Source: the annotation of a GenBank genome assembly